UAUUUGUAUUAUUGAAAACGACUGAUAUCUUGUAUUUAUCGUUUUUCCUUUCUUUGUGUAAUCCAGUUGUGGAUGUUGAUAAGUGACUCAUUGUUGAUUGUAGUUAAAAUUGUCGAGAACUGUGUUAGUGGCUCAUCGUUAAUUCAUGUUAUUUUUUGUUAUUAUAUGUGGCCACAUCACAUUCGCUAUAACGAGGUAAUCAAUUCCUCAUGGAUACGCCGCCUGUGCCAAAACCUCGGAGUACGUAUCUGCCUCAGAAUGAUGUUUUGAAAGUGCCAGUACCCUUGCCACGAACUAAAGCGCCAGCGGAUGGCGAAAAGAUCACAGCUGCGAAUGUAUUACGUUCCAUCAGUUCAGUUUCAAAACAAAUCACAGAAGAUGUUGCACAAAAAGUUAGUAGUUCGGCAAAGUCUGCCAACGAUAAAAUUGAAAAAUCCCUAUCUGACUCUUCAAGGUUUGCGAAAGACACUCUAGAAAAAACGUUGAUGACUUCUAAAUCCGUUAGAGAUUCUGUCACAAAAUCUGUAAAACAGGGUACUAAAUCAGCCAGCAUUAAGUUACGGCUAUCAAAGAAGCUAGAAAAUCCUGAAGAUGACAAUCAAAGAUCUGUCUCAAUGCCAGUUGUUGAUGUAAGUCUUUUUGAUAAUAUUCAAUUUCAUUCCCCUCUUUUGGAACAAAAGAAAUAUACUAAUGAAGAGGAAGGCUUGGAGAGGCUCCCAGCACUGCAGUUGAACGCAACACAUCUGGAUGAUCUUUCAAUGUUUUCAAGUAAUUCUGAUUCCAACACGGAUACAAUCAGCAAUUUUUCAUAUGACAGCCGGGAAAAUGACCAAACAGAUUCAAGUUUAACUUUAGAAAAUAUAACAAAUUAUGACAGACCAACCCCUUCAAGAACAAACAGUGUUUUGAUUUUAAGAUCAGCACCUGAAGUUCCAGGGAGGACAAAAAAAAGGAUGAGUGAUACAGAAGUCAUGCGUCAAAAUUCAUUAUAUGAGAAUUGGACACUGCCCCAUUCCUCCCCUAACAUCGAAUCAGAUGUGAACCCCAGGCCCAGUAAAAGUACUAUUUAUGAGUUUGAUCCCUUGAACAACAACAAUGCAUUAUCCAACAAAAAGUAUGAAGGGAUUAGUAAUGAACUCAUUUUGCUUGAAUCCUUUUUGAUUGGUGAUACCUAUGGCACAAUUAUUUCAAGUGCAGAUAAUGGUAGUGAUGAGUAUGAAUUUACGGAAACAGAGUAUUUUAAUCCACCUGCUCCACCUGAACGUUUUGAUAGCCUCUAUCCUAAUGACGCCUCACCAGUAUCUACUCCUGAAGUGGUAACAAGCAAUGAAAAGAGUGAAAUUAGCCCAGAAAGAGCAAGUUGGUAUGUAAGUUCUGAGACAGCAUCAGUGUCCACAGAGCAGAGCAAAGUACAAAGUACAAUGAUGCAAAAGUUCUCAAAUAUAUUAAAACUAGAUACAGUCAGAAACCGAUCAAAUAAACUAAUUGUAAAAAAACCUGAUGUAAUUGAGCGCCCCUCCAUAAACAGCUUACCAGUGUCAUACUUCAGUGGAGUGAUGAACAAAGUGGUAUCUGGUGUAGUGGAAGAUUUGUUUAAGAACUCUCAGUCGCGGUAUUGUGUAUUGUCAGACCAAAAACUGAUGUGCUAUUCAGAUCCAACAAACUUAGUUUUAAAGGAAGCUUACAUGCUUGAAAAUAUCCAUUCUGUACAGAUGGUCUUGCCAUUGUCAUCAAGUUCAACAAACAACUCGUACUGCUUUGAGCUGACGGUUUCAACAGGGAUUCGUAAUACGCCGCGAAAAGUUCUAUUCAGUUGUUCAAGUGCAUCUGAAAGACGCAACUGGGCUCAAAAGCUUGCAGAGCAUCUCACUAAUGUCUUCCCAACCAAAUAUACUACAGAGUUUACAAGAUGCGGAUGGUGUUAUCUUAAGGAAGGAGUGAGCGGGGCAUGGCGUGGCGCGUGGAUCAUGUUGAUCCGCCGCGUCCUCGUCUACUACGCUGGCGACGAAGUGUGCACUGUUGAUCUGAGGAAAACACGAUGCGUAGUGACACAAGCGGCGGAUGCCGAGACGAAGCAGCUGUGUCCAUCGGACGGCAGUGCCAACCUUAUUCUGGACUGUCCUCAUGCCACUCUCUACCUACGCUUCCCACAUGAGAGAGAUCUUAAGGGUUGGAAAUACAUGGUGAAACUCGCCGCUCACAACAAUGGCGCAUAUAUACAUCAUCAGCAACUCACAAAAGACAAUAUUCCAGUCAUUGUCGACAAGAGUCUUAGCUUCAUUUAUGCUCACGGUAGUUUAUCCGAAGGGAUAUACCGAAGAGCUGGUAGUUCGGUGGUGUUGUCAGAGCUUUUGGCGCGUUUCCGUCGGGACUCGUGGUCGGUUCAGCUCACGCCGGGACAGCAUUCUGAGCAUGAUGUCGCCGGAGUACUGAAGAGGUUCUUCCGAGAUCUGCCCGAACCUCUGGUGCCUCAGGAGAAUCACAACACACUAGUUGACGUACUAGAUAUCACUGAUCCGAACGCACGUCACGCGGCAUACCGAAGCGUGAUGAUGUCACUUCCGCUGGUGGCGCACAAGACUGCGCGGAAACUGUUUGCGCACCUUCACUUCCUGCAAACAAUGUCGCACGCCAACAAGAUGAACGCUGAAAACCUUGCCUCUGUAUGGGCACCCACCAUCAUGCCUACCGCCGUAACUAGUCAAACGCUGCAAACAGCUUGGUCGAUCAAGGAGCACCAAGUAGUUCGGGAUCUUAUCCUUAACUACGAGGCUGUUUGGGAGCCGACCGAGGCGGAACUACGUCGGGAAGCCGCUAUAAGGCGAGUUCUGGUUCGCGUACUGAGCAACACCGCAACUAUGGCGCCUAAAGCCGCAGGCGAUCUACGAGCCUGGAUAUAUGUACACGAUAGAAACACGUGCUUCCAAGUAUCUCUGACACCGAACAAAACAAGCUCGGACGUCUGCAUUGAACUCUGCGAAAAAGCAAACCUUGAGUCCCAUUUACUAAUGCUCGAGGAAGUAAUAUGCGAUGGUUCUAUGCGCCGCGCAGUCCACAUAGACGAGAUCGUCUUGGAUGUUGUCCUACGCUGGGGAUACUGGGACGAAAAGGAUAGGAAGGAUAACUAUUUAGUUGUCAAGGAAAAUAAAAUACUCCACGAUCUAGAGGCGCUCCGAUCAACAACCUCAGCUUGUAGUGAGCUUCGGAUAGCGAAUGAAACUACGAAGGCCUUCAAGCUACAUAUGUUCGAAUUCAAGCAAGGGAAGUUGUGCUACUACAAGGAUAAGCAGGGAUCCCACAAAAUAGAAGAAUGGGAUAUAAAAAACAUACUAUGGUAUAUCGGACACGAACCGAAGCGGAAUCCGCAGUCGCAAUGGACAAUCACUUUUAUACCCAAAAAUGAUAAACCUAAAAGAAGCAAAGAUCGGCCCUGGUUCGGCUGCACGAUAGCAGGUGCAGUGAAGACAGACCAGUUGCUAUGGAUGUCGGCCAUGACAUUCGCAGAACACGCGGAAAUACUGCCAACGCCUCGGCUUAUCAUCACUUAGAUUCUUUACAAGCUACUCAAUUACAUCAGUGAAGGUCAGCAGAAUAUCGUAUUCAAGGCCAAAUAAAAAAUCAUCCAAAACUUCUCAGUCACACUCCCAGUACAACUUUUUAACCUCGUAACAUUACGUCUUCCAGCUACUUCCUACAAUCAUGGAAGAAAUCGCUGUGAUGCUCUAGUAUGUUUAUAUCUAACUACUUUUUUCUUUUGUGUUCAAUAAAAGUGUUUUCAUUCAUUCAUUCAUUCAUUCGUUAUAUCUAGCAGCGGUACUUUAUUUGUGGUUAAGUGUUAAGACUGCAUUCGGCAACGGACCUCAGAGGCUUUACAUGCCUUAUUCCUGUUUUCACUAAACCUAGCAAUCGCCUAAAUCGAAUACCAAAUGAUUAAGGGCGAUGUCUAUUGAAAAACCUUUCUUAAUUUCACCUACCUACUCUUAGGUGAUAACUAUUUGUGAACGGCUUAUGUAUGCCUAGGAAUCUUCUUACAUUAGGCGUUACUUAUUAAGCAUUGCGUUGAUCGUCGUUAGUGAAAACGGGUAUUAGUCGUCCAACUUACGCAGAACACUAAAUACUAUUAAGUACAAUAUAAUACUUUUGAUGAAUUUAUAAGUAACAAUGGAGAUUCGGCAGUUUUACUUUAAGAAACAUUAAGGAAUAAAUGGAACGUGUAAGCUUGAUCGGGAAUACCCUGUAACUUGUUUCAGCGAAUUUAAAUUGGUCGAUAUCAAACGCUCUAGCUGUAUACUUGCCGUACGGAAUUCCCCGUUAUCUUUAUUGGUUGACAGCUAAUGCACUGACCGCCCACAGAAAUCCCAUGAAUUUGAUGUAUAGACUAAGGCAUCGAUCAAUGAAAUUGGGGCCCUAAAGCUAGAUUAGGAAAGGUAAUGGUAAAACAAGUGGGAUUCAAACUAUUUGGAUAUGCGUUGAAUUAUUUAGGCUUCUAUAUAUUCAUUUUAUUAUGGUUGACCCAUAUUUUCCGUAUUAAAAUAA
Messenger RNA from Pararge aegeria (speckled wood butterfly), 4536 nucleotides. RefSeq names its product arf-GAP with Rho-GAP domain, ANK repeat and PH domain-containing protein 2 (gene RhoGAP15B). The transcript is spliced from 11 exons. The coding region runs from base 210 to 3548 and encodes 1112 amino acids. Gene Ontology annotation, biological process: signal transduction. The record is from RefSeq and is a predicted model, not a curated record. NCBI's taxonomy places the organism in Eukaryota, Metazoa, Arthropoda, Insecta, Lepidoptera, Nymphalidae.